UUUAACUCUGCUCAAACUAUAAGGUUCAACAACUUUUACUCGAUUUGUUUGGGCUCUGUCUUAGAUAUUGCUGAAGUUGUUCACUUUUAAAUGAUUUUUAUUACGCGAUCAAGCCAAGUUCUGUAAUGACUUUAGAUGGCAGGAAAUGGAUAGAAAUGUGCCACUAGUGCAGUGAGUCAUUGAAAGUUGUUAUUGUGAGGUUCCUAGAGUUUUUCGUGGUGCACCUAAAAAUAAUGUGCCAAAAACGUGACAAUUAUUAUGACGAAGAAGCUUGGUCGAUAUAGUGGCUUGGCGGUGAUAGGCGCCCGCUGUGGUGUGAGGUAGAAGGUCUGUGUUGCCAUAACUUAAACGACUUCGUGAAUAAUAAAUCUUGAAUUCGACAAGGAGUUAAGUUAGGUACCUACCUUUUAAUGUCGUUUUUUGAUAUGGUAUUUUUAUUUUUUGGUGGACAAUAAACACGCAUGUAUCGCACAUUUUUAAGGCUCAUCGUGUAUUGUGCGUUAUUUUGAUUGCGAAAGUUGACAGAUGGUAUAAAAGCCAAAAUUUGAAUUGCAGAUGGCACAUUCUUCCGGUAACUUCCUUCCAGUCUUUUACAAUGGCUCCUCAUUUUACCAUUUUACUUGGUAUAUUAACUUUUAUCCAGUCAACAUUUGGAGGCUUACUUCACGGAGUGUCAUAUUCUGCAGUCUCAAGUCCUUCAGCCAAUUACAACUACGGCCGAAUAGCUUCGUACUCAUCUCCAUCAAUUAUCGCCACUCCAUCAGUAGCUGCGACUUAUUCCUCAUCACGCUACACAGCUUAUACGCUUGUUCCGUUGACAGCUUCCGUUGCAGCUCCUGUUGCAGUUAGCAGACAACCCGUUGGAGGGCUGUUUCGAGGAGCAUAUGUUGCUCCCUCGCUUUUAAAACACUCUGGUUUUUCGAAUUCCUUGUUCAGACAGGGCGUGUCUGCUUAUGCUGCUGUUCCGAUUGCUGGCUAUAGAGCUCACUUUGGAGGUCAACCUUCAUUAAGAAACUUUGGUACAUCCUUGACGUCCUUGAGGAACAUUCAUGAUGAUACUGUGAGUGUUCAAGGGUUGUAUCCACCACCUACAGGAUGGGAAAACUAUGCUGAUUCCAACAUACUCAAUGACCAAAGAAAUUAUGGAACUUUUGAUAAUGAAAACCCGAUAUCAAUAUGGUAACUCAACUAAAUUGUCAAGUUGACAUUCAGUUGUAACGCUUGGGAAAUCUUUGUAACGUUGAAUUAUUCAUUAAGUUAUUAUAAAUUUCCUACGGAAUAUUUUAAAUGGUCAAAGAUUUAUACAAGUUUAAGUCGUGUUUUUGUAAACCAAACGAAAGUAAAAGUACAAAUUCAAAGCUAUUCUCGUGUAUAUUGACGGUGACUAAAAAUAAAUAAUUAUCAAGGUAAAUCAGCGACCCAAACCCAUUAUCAUCACAUCAAAUCAAAUCACAUGAUUUUGGUUACAGAAAAAAAAUAAAUCUGAAUGUGAAUCAUUUUCAAGUUCAUUUGUAUAAAUUAGAUUAUAAGAUUUUAUUCUAAAAAAAAAUAAAACUAAACUGUUAUUUUAUUUUGAAGAUGUAUUUUGUGUAGGUAUUAAUUAGGUAUAAAACUAGUUAAGAAGUAUUCGGUAUUUUUGUUGUUGGUUAAUUCGAUUUGUAUCAUUAAUUUUAAUGUAAGACCGGCGGAUUUAAACAAAAUGGGGUCAUGAUCUAUUUAAUGCUCUCGAAUUACCGGUUGAUCUGAUUCUGUUAGAUUAAAAUAAAAUUCAAUUAAAUUGAAAGU
Molecule: messenger RNA, 1785 nt
Organism: Eupeodes corollae
Lineage: Eukaryota; Metazoa; Arthropoda; Insecta; Diptera; Syrphidae
Exons: 3
Coding region: 596-1183 (195 amino acids)
Source: RefSeq, a predicted model, not a curated record